Molecule: messenger RNA, 686 nt
Organism: Jatropha curcas
Lineage: Eukaryota; Viridiplantae; Streptophyta; Magnoliopsida; Malpighiales; Euphorbiaceae
Product: EG45-like domain containing protein
Biological process (GO): systemic acquired resistance
Cellular component (GO): cell wall; apoplast
Source: RefSeq, a predicted model, not a curated record
CACCGGAGCCAGAAGACUUGGGAUUAUAACAUACAACAGAAAAUUAAGCAACACCUAACUUAUAAAAUGAGCACUGCAAUUAGAGUUGCUGUUAUGGUAGGCAUGGUGUUAUGCCUUGCCUCCAUUGCAAAUGCUGCACAAGGCCGUGCCGUUUGGUAUAAGCCUCCUUAUACUCCUUCAAAAUGCUAUGGAAAUCAAAAUAAUGGGCUAAAGGUUGCUGGCGUAAGCGAUGCCCUGUGGAAUAAUGGAGCAGCAUGUGGAAGAAAGUACAGAGUGAGAUGCAUCGGAGGUGCAAACGAAGCACCACAUCCUUGCAAAGGAGGCAGUGUUGAUGUGACGAUCGUGGAUUAUUGUAGUAGAGGCUGCCAGGGAGACAUUAAUCUCUCACAAUAUGCCUUCUCCCAAAUUGCUGAUACUGAUGCUGGCAUAGUCAGAGUUCAAUAUGACCAGAUUUGAAGCUUUCAUGGGGAGGAGAGUUUUUCAAGGCCAAGUUAUGUUUUAAGUACUAUAAAAUAAGCCGCAUAAUCAUUGAUCAAGGAGGUUGGCUACAUCUGCUUCAAGAAUGUAACAUUAGCUACUGUCAAGUCUUACAUAAGACUAUGGGAAUACCAACAAAAAUAAAUAUUAAAAAAAAACUCAUGUGAGAAUAAUAAAUUUUAAGGGAUAACAUGAGGCUAUUUGAAAUA